AUGACACCCAUACCAGAGAAACCAUGGGAAGUUAUCGCUGUAGACCUCGGAGGACCGUACCCAGAUGGUCACUACAGCCUAGUCGCUGUAGAUAAACGUACGAGAUACCCAGAAGUCAAGACUACCCACUCAACGACGUUCAAACCAACAAUGGAGAAAUUGAAGGAGAUGUUUGCUGCACACGGGACACCACGACGACAAGAAAGCGACAAUUGGCCCCCUUUCGAUUCCAAGGAAUUCACAGAAUUCACCAAGCGAGAGGGAUUCUACCACUAUAAAGUCACACCAGACCAUGCCAGAGCUAACGGAGAAGCCGAGAGUUUCAUGAAGCUGCUGAACAGAGCAGAGCAAAUCGCCCAUCUUCAGAUGAAAAGCAGAAACAUCAUCAUCCAGGAGAUGCUUAUUGGAUACCGCUCAAAGCCGCACCCAGCAACUAACAUCACACCAUACGAAGCACUGAUGAACAGACCGGUGAGAACAAAGCUUGACCACAAACCCGCAAAACACACCCAAAAUAUCAAGGACAGCAUCAUUGACGAAAGCGACAAACAGUACAAGGAAAGGCUGAAACAGAAUGCUGAAAACAGGAACACAAAACAACACAACUUUGUAGUUAGUGACUACGUCCUUCUCAAACAGAUGAAGAGGAGACAAAUGGAGUACAGCAUAUAG
Messenger RNA from Patiria miniata (bat star), 672 nucleotides. RefSeq lists its product as uncharacterized. NCBI's taxonomy places the organism in Eukaryota, Metazoa, Echinodermata, Asteroidea, Valvatida, Asterinidae. The transcript has a single exon. The record is from RefSeq and is a predicted model, not a curated record. Gene Ontology annotation, biological process: DNA integration. Gene Ontology annotation, molecular function: nucleic acid binding. Bases 1 to 672 code for a protein of 223 amino acids.